Molecule: messenger RNA, 943 nt
Organism: Pteronotus mesoamericanus
Lineage: Eukaryota; Metazoa; Chordata; Mammalia; Chiroptera; Mormoopidae
Gene: HAND2
Product: heart and neural crest derivatives expressed 2
Exons: 2
Coding region: 1-654 (217 amino acids)
Biological process (GO): heart development; regulation of transcription by RNA polymerase II
Molecular function (GO): DNA-binding transcription factor activity, RNA polymerase II-specific; protein dimerization activity; RNA polymerase II transcription regulatory region sequence-specific DNA binding
Source: RefSeq, a predicted model, not a curated record
AUGAGUUUGGUGGGGGGCUUCCCCCACCACCCGGUGGUGCACCAUGAGGGCUACCCGUUCGCCGCUGCCGCUGCCGCCGCCGCCGCCGCCGCCGCCAGCCGCUGCAGCCACGAGGAGAACCCCUACUUCCAUGGCUGGCUCAUCGGUCACCCCGAGAUGUCGCCCCCCGACUACAGCAUGGCCCUGUCCUACAGCCCCGAUUAUGCCAGCGGCGCCGCCGGCCUGGACCACUCCCAUUACGGGGGGGUGCCGCCGGGCGCCGGGCCCCCGGGCCUGGGGGGGCCGCGCCCCGUGAAGCGCCGGGGCACCGCCAACCGCAAGGAGCGGCGCAGGACUCAGAGCAUCAAUAGCGCCUUCGCCGAACUGCGCGAGUGCAUCCCCAACGUGCCCGCCGACACCAAACUCUCCAAGAUCAAGACACUACGCCUGGCCACCAGCUACAUCGCCUACCUCAUGGACCUGCUGGCCAAGGACGACCAGAACGGCGAGGCGGAGGCCUUCAAGGCGGAAAUCAAGAAGACAGAUGUGAAAGAAGAGAAAAGGAAGAAAGAGCUGAACGAAAUCUUGAAAAGCACAGUGAGCAGCAACGACAAGAAAAGCAAAGGCCGGACGGGCUGGCCCCAGCACGUCUGGGCCCUGGAGCUCAAGCAGUGAGGAGGAGGAGGAGGAGGAGAGCGCUAGUGAGCUGGGGCCCAGGAGCCGGAUGUAGACCCAGGACUCCGGGCAAGCUCUACGCGCUCCGCUCCGAGGACUACUUGCAUUUGGAGUCAUCCGGUUUAUUUAUGUGCAAUUUGCCUCCCCUCUUUUCGCCCCCCUUUGAGGCAGCCGCUCCCCACCUCCCCCUCCAAAAAUAGUGGAUAUUUGAAGAAAAGCAUUCCAUAUUUUAAUAUGAAGAGGACACUCCCGCGUGGUAAGGGAUCCCGUCGUCUCGUAGAUUCUCUGU